This is a messenger RNA of Penicillium crustosum, 306 nucleotides long. RefSeq lists its product as uncharacterized. The record is from RefSeq and is a predicted model, not a curated record. The transcript has a single exon. The coding region runs from base 1 to 306 and encodes 101 amino acids. NCBI's taxonomy places the organism in Eukaryota, Fungi, Ascomycota, Eurotiomycetes, Eurotiales, Aspergillaceae.
AUGUACGACAAGGCGAGAGGACUGGGCACCCCCCACAUAUUCACCGGGGGAAGUAAAUAUUCCGGGCGCAUCGGCGCUGCAGCCGUGGUGGACACGUUUAGUGUCGAAAGGGCAUGCCAGAUGGGUGACGAUGGCAUACCCACCGUGUACGCAGCCGAGAUCGGCGGUAUCGAAAUGGCCCUGGGGCUAAUUCAGGAAGGCUGGUACCAGACACCGGGGAGGAUGAAUGGAUCGAAGACGGCGCCGAGGAAAAUGAGGAAGGAAUCGAAAAGCCCAAUCAAAUUACCAGAUAAGCAGACACUAUAG